AUGGAGGAAUGGCAGGUCUUGUUUGGGAACAUGAAGAGACAGAUUGCCGGGUGGUUUAGUCACAAGAAAGAAACGCCCUUAGAACAAGAGGAGGCUCAACUCCUGAAAGACAACCAGGAAAAAGAAGCACAAGAAGCUGAACUUCGUCGUCAGGACAAGAAAGAUGCUCAGCGCAAGAAAGAGAAAGAUGCCCGCCAGAAACAGCAAGAGGUUAAUAAGUCUCCUGUUGGCGAAUAA
Messenger RNA from Botrytis deweyae, 237 nucleotides. RefSeq lists its product as uncharacterized. Lineage: Eukaryota; Fungi; Ascomycota; Leotiomycetes; Helotiales; Sclerotiniaceae. The coding region runs from base 1 to 237 and encodes 78 amino acids. The transcript has a single exon. The record is from RefSeq and is a predicted model, not a curated record.